AUUGGCAUUGCUCACACCAUCCGUGGCUCUAUUAUUAUGCACAUGUACAUGCCAUUGUAGAAUAGGAUAAUACCAGUGUGAAGGCUGCAUUCUGGUCUCAUUUCAUCCAAUGUUGAAGUUCAGUUUCGACACAGCAUUCCCCUCUAGCACUAGCUGAUGAAGAUACUGCAAUGCCCCUUCAAAGCCAGGUACCACACGCAUAGAUAUAGAUCCAGACAUCAUUGAAAGCAGCCAGCACGGCAGCAGAACUUUGGAAGGCCACACGCCAACGGCGCCGACUUUGAUUCCCACCGCUGAAUGAAUCGCUUGCAAGGACGCAAACUAGUUGGGUGGAAACGAGAAAGAACAUUGCGGCUCCUCUUUCUCCAAAGUGAACUGCCCUUCUGGGAAGAACCAACUUCAUCCCCUUCUGGUGUCUACUGUUCGAAGAACUGGACAGCUGGGCCGUCGCUGCUGCUGCUGCUGAAGACAGUGAAGUGCACUGCUGUGAUGGACUGUGGCAACUAACGUUCUGGCAAAAGACCACUCGCUAGCUGCACCGGUGAAAGUUUGGUUGGUGGUGCAGGGAGGGAUCCUUUCGAGGGUCUUGCAUCGACAGCAAGCGUAGUGGUAGUGCUGCUACGUCGAUCGUUUCGAAGGGAGACAGAAACAUCGUAAGCACGUACAAGGAUUCCGGCUCAAGGCGGUCACUGGCAGUGGGGGACAACGGGGACAUCCCACCUCCGCAGACGCUUACCGAAACGUGAGCGAUUGAUGCAGAGCUAGAGCUGAAGGUCGAGUUCUUCCUGGGGGAACUCGCGCAGAGUCGGAAACAAGAGCCUUAGCCUUAGCCUUAGUGCCAUGGUCACGUUUGUUCUGAGCGUGUAGCACAAUCACCGAUCAUUGAGUCGUUGAACUGGCCGCCUAUAGCCAGUUAUUUGCUGCCACAUUACGCAGGCUGACGACCAGAUUGUACCUGCAUGUGAUCUGGGUUGGUAGCCUAUCGCCGCUAGGUCACAAAGACUCCUGCGGCCGGGGGCCACCACAUCACGCAGGCUAGCGGCCAGGCACUAGGUUGUAGCAGUUUUGGUACCUAAAAGUUCAGCAAGAUGAUGGACGUAGAGAGCUCGGCGACAGCAGUGCUCAACACGAUCUCUGAGCGCGGUGAGCAGGAGGAUGGACGGGUGCAGGCGGACGGCUUCCACGAGGUUCACUACGCGGCGAGCGGCGACGCGUACCAGGGCGAGUUCCGCGACGGCCAGUACCACGGGCACGGCACGCACACGGCGGCCGAUCACGCGCAGUACACGGGCGACUGGGAGCAGGGUCUGCGCCACGGGCACGGCAUCGAGAUCAUGGCCAACAGUGAUAGCUACGAGGGCGAGUACGCCAACGACCUGUGGCACGGUCAAGGAACGUUCACCUCGGCUCAGGGCAGCGUCUACACGGGCGACUGGGCGCGAGGUAAGCGGCACGGACAGGGACGAGAGAUCCUGGAAGACGGAAGCGACUACGUCGGGGAUUACACGGAGGACGUGCGCUGCGGCGAGGGGUCCUGCUCGUACCCAGACGGCAGCCGCUACUCGGGCGAGUGGGCGGCCGGUAAACGCCACGGCAACGGCACCCGUAUCUACGGCGACGGCAGUGUGUACGUCGGCGGCUGGGCGGACGGCAAGAAGUCCGGGCGCGGCGAGUACAAGUGCGAGGACGGCAGCGAGUACGUCGGAGAGUUCCUGAGCGGCCGCUACCACGGAAACGGAACGCUGACCGGCAAGACCGGGCGCAAGUACACCGGCGCCUGGGAGGACGGCCAGGAGUCGGGCGAGGGUACAUGCUGCUUCAGCAACGGCGUCGAGUACACGGGGCACUGGCGGCGUGGCAAGCCGGACGGCGAGGGGCGCAAGACCUGGCCGGACGGCACCUUGUACUCGGGCUCGUUUCGGCAGAACAAGCGUCACGGGCGCGGCGCGCUGACGCUGCCCAACGGCCAGCGCUACACGGGCCAGUGGGACGACGGCGUCAAGAGCGGGCACGGCUUUGAGGAGUGGCCCAAUGGCGGCAACUACGAUGGAGAGUACGCCAGCGAUCAGCGCAACGGCAUCGGCACGUGCAUCUAUCACGACCGGCGCAAGUAUGUGGGCAGCUGGAAAGACGACAGGCAGCACGGGCACGGCGUUCUCACCUACCCGAGCGGCGAGAAGUACGAGGGAGACUUUGAGAAUGGUCGGCGCUGUGGUAGCGGUGUGGUGACGUACCCGGACGGCACGCAGCACUCUGCCGCCUCGGGUGAGACGGUGGAAGCGCUGGCUGGCGAUGCCGGCUGCGUGUUACAAUGACCUCCGAGUGUGCAGGAUGUGCGUGUGCACGGAGUGCUGUUUGCAAUGGUCUUGAGCUGGGUGAUUUUGCAGCAUCGGAUUUGUGCACGCACGGAGUGCUGUUUGCAAUGAUCCGGCUCCAACUGUGAUGCCGGCUGCUUGUUCCAAUGAUCUCCGAGUGUGCAGGAUGUCUGCGUGCAUGAAGUGCUGUAUGCAAUGAUCCUGAGCUGUGCGAGUGUGCUGCCUCGGAUUCGUGCAUGCACCGAGUGCUUGUUUGCAAUAAUCCUACUCCAACUGUGUAAGUGUGCAGGAUUUGUGUGUGCACGGAUUGCUGUUUGCAAUGACCCUGAGCGGUGUGAGUGAGCAGCCUCGGAGUGCUGUUUGCAAUGAUCCGGCUCCAACUGUGCGAGCGUGCAGGAUGUGUGUGUGUGUGCAUGGAGUGCUGUUUGCAAUGAUCCUGAGCUGUGGGAGUGAGCCGCCUCGGAUUUUUGCGUGCACGGAGUGCUGUUUCCAAUGAUCUCCAACUGCGCUCGUGUGCAGGAUGUGUGCGCGCACGGAGUACUGUUUGAAGCGAUUCUGACCUGUGCAGGUGUGGCUGCAAUGUGGGUGUGUGGAGCAGGAGGCUAUGUGCAUGAGUACAUAUUCACACAGAUGUACGUAGAAUUUCUGCUCUGACCUAACUGUCCGCUCUGACGUACAUGCAUGCAAGCACAUGGCACUCGCUGGCGAAAAUGUCUAGAAACGUGCUGGAACGAGGCUCGUGAAUUCAGCCGUGUACGUGGCAACGCACACACUCACUUUCAGGUUUGCUGUGCUUCCUUGCCAUGUCGGUCCCAUUUCUCUUUUUUUUAAAUUUGAGUUGAAAUACGUGUAUAUCUAUCUUACAUGUAUAUUGUGUCUAUCUAUUGUGUAUGUUUUCGGCUAGAACUGGUAGUGAAAGCCGUACCGUGACCAGGCUUUGGGUAUCAGUCCAUGCCGCGCACACAUGAUCCUUUGCAUAGCUUUUAUCGUGACCUGCUGGUGCUGCUAUUUGGCUGGGCAUGCAUGGCGCACAGCUCACACGUGUAAGCCGGCCAUUGAAUUCUGCUGAGAAUGUUUUUGCACAAAUGCUGAAAUCGUUGAAUGUAUGCAUUGCCAUCGAAUGGUAUUAUAAUGCUGAUUAUAUGCGUUUUCUGAUAUGAACUUAAAAUGGUGUCAAUUUUGA
Molecule: messenger RNA, 3498 nt
Organism: Sycon ciliatum
Lineage: Eukaryota; Metazoa; Porifera; Calcarea; Leucosolenida; Sycettidae
Product: radial spoke head 10 homolog B-like
Exons: 1
Coding region: 1089-2315 (408 amino acids)
Source: RefSeq, a predicted model, not a curated record